AUUAUCAAUGGGACUCUACAAAUGUACAAGUAUCGGAAUAACUUGGGUUCCAGAAGGAAAAGAGAGGGAAAAGGGGAACGAAAGUUUAAAGAAAUAAUAGCUGAGAACUUCCCAAACCUGGGGAGAGAUAUGGACAUACAAGAUCAUAAGCUAAUAGUCCACACUGUUCUCUCAAUUCAGAAAGACCUUCUCUAAGACACAUUAUAAUGAAACUGUUAAAUUCUAAGAUAGAGAAUGCAACUAGCAGCCAGAGGAAAAAAAAAAGAUUCUAACCUAUCCAGGAACCCCCAUUAGGCUACCAGCAAAUUUCUCAGUAGAAAUUCUAUAGACCAGGAGAGAAUGGAAUGUUGUAUUCAUAGGAUUGAAAGAAAAAAUACUCCAGCCAAGAAUUCUAACCAGCAAAGUUAUCCUUCAGAUCUGAAGGAGAAAUACUUUCCCAGACAAACGAAAGCUGAGGGGUUUCAUCACCACUAGACAUGCCUAGAAGAAUUGCUGAAAGAAGUUCUUCAAGCUGAAAUGAAAAGACACUAACCAGAAACAUGAAAACAUAAAGUAUACAACACAUUGGUGAAAAUAAAUAUACAAUUAGACUUAGAAAACUCUAAUUCUAUAAAAGAAUGGUGUGUUAACCACUUACCUAAGUAUAAAGCUUAAAAGAAAGGAGUAUUAGAUUUUCUACUCAGCCGCGCCUAAGUUGUGUGUGCAGGCUGUUUCGACGCCAGGACCCCCUAAGAGACAAUGAUGUUGGGCACCGAAGGCAGCGAGGGAUUCGUGGUGAAGGUCCAGGGCUUGCCUUGGUCUUGCUCGGCCGACGAAGUGCAGCGGUUUUUUUCUGACUGCAAAAUUCAAAAUGGGGCUCAAGGUAUUCGUUUCAUCUACACCAGAGAAGGCAGACCAAGUGGCGAGGCUUCUGUUGAACUUGAAUCAGAAGAUGAAGUCAAAUUUGCCGUGAAAAAAGACAGAGAAACUAUGGGACACAGAUAUGUUGAAGUAUUCAAGUCAAACAACGUUAAAAUGGAUUGGGUGUUGAAGCAUACUGGUGCAGAUAGUCCUGACACGGCCAAUGAUGGCUUUGUACGGCUUAGAGGACUCCCCUUUGGAUGUAGCAAGGAAGAAAUUGUUCAGUUCUUCUCAGGGUUGGAAAUCGUGCCAAAUGGGAUAACAUUGCCGGUGGACUUCCAGGGGAGGAGUACGGGGGAGGCCUUCGUGUAGUUUGCUUCACAGGAAAUAGGAAAGGCUCUAAAGAAACACAAGGAAAGAACAGGGCACAGGUAUAUCGAAAUCUUUAAGAGCAGUCGAGCUGAAGUUAGAACUCACUAUGAUCCACCACGAAAACUUAUGGCCAUGCAGCGGCCAGGUCCCUAUGACAGACCUGGGGCUGGCAGAGGGUAUAACAGCAUUGGAAAAGGAGCUGGCUUUGAAAGGAUGAGGCGUGGUGCUUAUGGAGGCUAUGAUGAUUAUAAUGGCUAUAAUGAUGGCUAUGGAUUUGGGUCAGAUAGAUUUGGAAGAGACCUCAAUUAUUGUUUUUCAAGAAUGUCAGAUCACAGAUAUGGGGAUGGUGGCUCUACUUUCCAGAGCACAACAGGACACUGUGUACACAUGCGGGGAUUACCUUACAGAGCUACUGAGAAUGACAUUUAUAAUUUUUUUUCACCACUCAAUCCUGUGAGAGUACAUAUUGAAAUUGGUCCCGAUGGCAGAGUAACUGGUGAAGCAGAUGUCGAGUUUGCAACUCAUGAAGAUGCUGUGGCAGCUAUGUCAAAAGACAAAGCAAAUAUGCAACACAGAUAUGUAGAACUCUUCUUGAAUUCUACAGCAGGAGCAAGCGGUGGUGCUUACGGUAGCCAAAUGCUAGGAGGCAUGGGUUUGUCAAACCAGUCCAGUUAUGGCGGCCCAGGCAGCCAGCAGCUGAGUGGUGGUUAUGGAGGCGGCUAUGGUGGCCAGAGCAGCAUGAGUGGAUAUGGCAGCCAAGGAGCAGUGAACAGCAGCUACUACAGUAGUGGAAGCCGAGCAUCUAUGGGAGUGAACGGAAUGGGAGGGAUGUCUAGCAUGUCCAGUAUGAGUGGUGGAUGGGGAAUGUAAUUGAUCCUAAUCACUGACUCUUGGUCAACAUUUU
Messenger RNA from Physeter macrocephalus (sperm whale), 2116 nucleotides. RefSeq names its product heterogeneous nuclear ribonucleoprotein H-like. NCBI's taxonomy places the organism in Eukaryota, Metazoa, Chordata, Mammalia, Artiodactyla, Physeteridae. Gene Ontology annotation, molecular function: RNA binding. The record is from RefSeq and is a predicted model, not a curated record. Gene Ontology annotation, cellular component: ribonucleoprotein complex.